AUGAGGGGCAGAGUGAGAUGGGAUGAAGCCAAUAUUGGGGAAAUUGAAGCAAAUAAACCUGUAAGACAGAAGAUUACAGAGCCAAAGACACCAUAUCAUCCUAUGAUUGAAGAUGAUGGAUCAUUAUCUCCUAUAAGAGGAGGAAGCUUUGAUGAGGCCUCUCAAGAUGGGGUCAAUGCAGAAGAAAUAUGUUGUGCUUUAAAUGAUGUGGCUUCUUCCAGUAAAAGCACCUCAAGACGCACAGGUUGGACUUCAUCCGAGGAUGAAGAAGAGCCUAUGGAGCAAGACGAGGAAGGUUCUGACUCGGAGAGAAGCAGAUGCUUCAGAGAGCACCGGCGAGCUCAUUAUGACGAGUUUCGAAAAGUGAAGGAAUUGCGAAGGAAGGGAUCUUUACUUGAAGAUACUUCGGAAGAUGAGCGUGAAAAUGGCGAGACAAAGACGAAGGGGCAUGACCCAUCUGCCUUAGCUGACGGAGUGAAAGAAAUAGAGAUAGACGGGGACAAUGAAGAUGUCAACUCAUCUUAG
Oldenlandia corymbosa var. corymbosa is the source of this 525-nucleotide messenger RNA. Lineage: Eukaryota; Viridiplantae; Streptophyta; Magnoliopsida; Gentianales; Rubiaceae. The record is from the annotation of a GenBank genome assembly.